GUCGUUAGUGGUUUAUGUUCAUUACGCUCCUUGUUAGAAUCAUGAUAAUUAAGUUAGAUUUUGGCUCCUGAAUAAAUAACAAUUAAUGCCCCACUAAUGUAAUCAUUUCAAUUUGUUUCUUCUCCGUCAAUGAAGAAAAUACAAAGACUUUAUAUUUCCCAUAUAAAUAUUCCCCGGGACCCAAAUUUCGAAGCGUACAAUCUUCUCUCUCAAAAACGUUUCAGUUUCAGAAAACAGAGCAAGAAGAAACAACUUUCUCUCAAAUGCAGACGAGUCGGUUACUCUCCUUCUCCUCUAACUCUCCGAGUUUUGGCAGCUUCUCCUCCGCCGUUGACCUCGCUGCAAUCGCCGCUCGAGUCGUCGAAGAAUUCAGAGAUCACGACCAAACACAAUCCGAUUCUUCUCCCCACCGCGACGACGAUAAUGAUUCCGACUUCGCUUUCGACUGUCCAAGCAACACGUGUUCUCAGCCUCUCGCUACCGCCGACGAGAUUUUCUGUAACGGUCAGAUCCGUCCGUUGAAUCCGUACGGUGGAAAUGCUCCGGUGGAAUCUCAACCGACGAGUAAGAUUACUACUCUUCCUCCUCGUCGUCGUAGACCGGCGUUGAGGAAACUGAUGAGCGAGGAUCGAGAUCCGGCUUCGAAUUCUUCGUCGGAAGCUGAAGAGGAUCUUACUGGUGUUCCUCCGGAGACGUACUGUGUAUGGAAACCUAAACAAUCGAAUUCCGGAGAUGAUGAUCUUCAAAGACUUUCGUCUUCUCCGUCACACAGCAAAAUCAAAAGCCAUUCAGCUGGGUUUUCGAAACGUUGGAAGCUCCGGAAUCUUCUGUACGUUAGAAGCAGUAGUGAAGGAAACGAUAAGCUCGUCUUUCCGGCGCCGGUUAAGAAGAACGACGAGACGGUCUCCGAUCAAAGAGAAGAAGAGGAACCGCCGUCAAAGGUGGACGGAGAGGAAGAAGGAAGGGAAAGGGAAGAGACAAAACGACAGACGUAUGUGCCGUAUAGAAAGGAUAUGAUUGGAAUAUUGAAAAAUGUGAAUGGGCUAAGUCGUCAUUUACGUCCUUUUUGAUGGUGACGUGGCUCUCAGAAGACGCGGACUUUGGGUGGGCUUCGGUUUCUUUCUUUUUCCUACUUUUUUUCUUUUCCUUUUUUACUUUUAUUUAGUUUCCGAGAAAAUCUUGAGUGUUGGCGAGAAAGUAAAUAAUUUAUUUUCGAAUAUUUUUAAUGUCUCGGUUUAUAAAAUAGAUAAUGUAUAAGUUUUGGUUAUUUGAUUAUUGGAAUGGAGGAGAUUACUGGUUUUAUUCGGUUUAUUGUAAUAAACUUGUUCAAAUUUUAUUCUUCCUCAUCAUAAUGUUGAAUUGUUU
Arabidopsis thaliana (thale cress) is the source of this 1365-nucleotide messenger RNA. RefSeq names its product membrane-associated kinase regulator, putative (DUF1645). The coding region runs from base 264 to 1070 and encodes 268 amino acids. The record is from RefSeq and is marked reviewed. The transcript has a single exon. NCBI's taxonomy places the organism in Eukaryota, Viridiplantae, Streptophyta, Magnoliopsida, Brassicales, Brassicaceae.